Messenger RNA from Penaeus vannamei (Pacific white shrimp), 3310 nucleotides. Lineage: Eukaryota; Metazoa; Arthropoda; Malacostraca; Decapoda; Penaeidae. The record is from RefSeq and is a predicted model, not a curated record.
UCGCGGUCGCGACUUGAGAGGACGCGGUGACUGGCCUUCCGUGUCCGCGAGCGCCGGUCAGAGCGAGACUCGAGUCACUGCCACUCAUCACCAGUCCUCCUCCUUCGGGAACGACCCAGGGCGCGCUCGCCACAAGGACCUCCCUGGCCGCCAUGGCCUCGUGGUGACGCGGCGGACGUGGAACGGAAAUUCUUCCCACGGAUCUAUUUAUUCGCCUUAUUUUUGUUUUUAUUUAUUUGUUUUCGUGAUUCGUUCCCGCGCCGUUCAUCCCGGAGUGACAAUUCCUGUUCUUCCACGGAGGAUAUCUUGGUAAAUGUGAAAGAACGAGUGACACACGCAAGUGCUAGUGACAAUUACCAGUGUCAACAUUGCAACAUUCGGCGCCAUGACUUCGCUGAUGUUCCCGCAGCCGCAGGAUUCCCUAGUCCCAGGCGAGGAGGGCGAGCGCUCCUUCCGCGACCUCUGCGAGCUGAGCGAAGCCGACUCCGAGGGCGGGUCCGUGUCCUCACGUGACCCCCUCUCGUCCCCUCACGCCCACCGCCUCUCCUCCACGCCCACGCACACGCCCGACCACAGCCACGACCUCAACAUGAGCGCGUCGGGGGCGGCAGCUGAGCUCAGCGCCGCGGCAGAGAGGUUCAUCACACAGCAGCUGUCGGCGGUGCCCCUGGAGCUGGAGGUCCGCCCGUCCAGCGUGGGCGUGGGCGUGGGCGUGUGGGCCAAGCAGCCCAUCGUGCGCGGGACUCGCUACGGCCCCUUCCUCGGGAAAUGGACUGCCAACGCCAAGGACCCCGGACUGGCCUGGGAGGUGGUGUCGAUCCGGUCCGGCCUCCGCGGGUGGCUCGACGCCGGAGAAAUGGGCAACUGGCUCCGACACAUCCGAGUUGCCGCGGCGCCCGUCUACGGCAACCUGCGGCACCUGCUGCUCGCCGGACAGAUCUUCUACGAGGCCAUCCGGGAUAUUUCGCAGUCAGAGGAGCUGCUGCUGAUCCGCAAAUCGGUUAUUGAUCUGGAUACGUCGGCCAUUGACGACCAAGUACAAGUGGGAUCGCCCGAAGAAAAGUCAGAGAACACGGGCGACGACUGUGACGACGAGGACGAGGACGACGACAUUUCGCGACACAGGUGCUUGCAGUGCGACAAACACUUCGGGGAUUAUGACGAGCUGGACGAGCACCUGGUCACCGCCCACGGCUACUCGGCCGGCCAGUACCGCUGCGACUACUGCCCGCGCGCCUUCGCGUGGCGGCCCAACCUGAUCCAGCACAAGACGAUCCACGGCGAGUACAAGCGCUACCCGUGCGAGAACUGCCCGCGCGUCUUCACGGACGCCAUGGUGCUGCAGAAGCACAUCCGCAACCAGCACGCGGGCGCGCGCUCGCACGCCUGCCCCGAGUGCGGCAAGACCUUCGCCACGAGCUCGGGCCUCAAGCAGCACACGCACAUCCACUCGUCCGUGAAGCCCUUCCAGUGCGAGGUGUGCUUCAAGGCGUACACGCAGUUCAGCAACCUGUGCCGCCACAAGCGCAUGCACGCCGACUGCCGCCUGCAGAUCAAGUGCACCAAGUGCGGCCAGGCCUUCUCCACCGUCACGUCGCUGGCCAAGCACAAGCGCUUCUGCGACACGGCGCCCUCGCUCUCGCUGCCGCCCGGCCACCCCAGCAUGCACGACAAGCUGUCCCACGGCGGCCUCUCCAUGAACAGCGUGCCCUCGUCGCCGCCCAACCCCUUCAUGAUGUACCCGCGGCCGCCCCUGCCGCUGCUGCCGCCCUCGCUCCUGUCCGGCUACCCCAUGUUCCCCUCGCUGCCCGGCCUGGUGGGCGGCCCCCAGCACCCGCUGCUCACCUCGUCCCUCCUGCUGCCCUUCCAGAACUCCGGCUCCAACGGCGGCCGCGACGCGUCCUUCUCGGCCCCGAAGGAGGAGAAGGAGCCCGCCGACUUCGGCGCGCGCAUGGACAUCUCGCCGCGCCCCGACCCGGCGGAGUCGCCCGCGCGCGAGCCGGCGGCGCUGCAGCCCCCGCUGCGCCGCUCGCCCUCGCACUCGCCCAAGCAGGCGUCCGUGUUCCCGCUCGGGGAGUCGCCGCGCAGAUCGGAGCCGCACGACGCCCCCGACGAGCUCAAGCAGCCGUCGCCGCCCGAGCGCCGGCGCCAGACCACGCCCGAGCCGCCCGCGAAGGAGGUCAAGGUGGAGUCGUCGCGCGCGCCCGGCGAGCGCAAGGAGCAGCCGCUCGACCUGACGCUGCGGCGCGGCAAGGACGGCGGCGAGCGCGACGACCUGUUCCUGGGGCGCCUCGAGAGCAUGUCGCACAGCAGCGACUCGGCCGAGGAGAGACUGCGCUCGCCGGCGCCGCUGGAGGUCAAGUCGGCGGAGGAGCCGCGGCCGCGCCCCGACCACCCGUUCCUGCGCAUCAGCGAGCUCCUCAAGGACACCACCACCACCUCCGUCGCGCCCGCCCCCCCGCAGCCCCCCUCUUUUUUAGACGCGCCCAGCAAGCUCCCGCUCGCGUACCCGCGCCCGCUCCACCCCGCGGCGCUGCUUGACAUGUACCGCAACCUGGACCGCAGCCUGGACCGCAGUCCGCUGCUGCCCGGCGCCGGCCUGGGGGGCGCGCGCUACCCGAUGCUUCCCCCGUACUUCCCGCACAACAACAUGGCCGGCAUGGGCCUCGGCCUCAACCGCACCACGGGGCUGGACAUGCUCAAGGCGCACAUGUCCAACACGGGCCGCCCCUACGGCGACAUCAGCCGCCCCUACGACCUCAUGGCGACGCACAUGCCCCGCGCCAAGGACCGCUACGCAUGCAAGUUCUGCGGCAAGGUGUUCCCGCGCUCGGCCAACCUGACGCGGCACCUGCGGACGCACACGGGCGAGCAGCCGUACAAGUGCAAGUACUGCGAGCGCUCGUUCAGCAUCUCGUCCAACCUGCAGCGCCACGUGCGCAACAUCCACAACAAGGAGAAGCCCUUCAAGUGCCCGCUGUGCGACCGCUGCUUCGGCCAGCAGACCAACCUCGACCGCCACCUCAAGAAGCACGAGGUCGAGGGCCCCAACCCCCCCGACUCGCCCGACGCCCCCGACUCCAGCAGCGCCGCCGUCGACACCUCCACCAACUUCUUCAGCGACGAGAUCCGCUCCUUCGUCGACAAGGUGACCGACUCGACCACGGAGGACCUGCCCGUCGACGAGGGCGCGGACGACGACGACGACGACGACAAGGAGGCCAUCGACGUGACCGCGGACGAGGACAUGGUCGACUCCCAGUGCGCCGCCAAGAGGGUCAGAGUCGAGUGAGCGAGACGACCCGAAAGA